AUGUCGCCGAUGCGGGGCCUCCUGGCACCGCAAAACGCUUUUCUGGACACCAUCGCUCGCCGCUUCGACGGGACGCACAGUAACUUCGUGCUGGGCAAUGCCCAGGUGCCCAGCGCCUUCCCCGUCGUCUACUGCUCCGACGGCUUCUGCGACCUGACGGGCUUCUCGCGGGCGGAGGUGAUGCAGCGCUGCUGCGCUUGCUCCUUCCUCUACGGCCCCGACACCAGCGAGCUGCUGCGGCAGCAGCUCCGGCGCGCGUUGGACGAGCACCAGGCCUUCAAGGGCGAGCUCAUCCUCUACCGCAAGAGCGGUGUCCCCUUCUGGUGCCUGGUGGACGUGGUGCCCAUCAAGAAUGAGAAGGACGAGGUGGCCCUGUUCCUCGUCUCGCACAAGGACAUCACCAGCACCAAGAGCCGCUCAGGCGCCGACAGCACGAAGGACACGGGCGGACUCCGGCGGUUCAGCCGUGCAGGAGGGAAAGGCUUCAAUGCCAGCCGGCGCCGGAGCCGGGCGGUGCUGUAUCACCUCUCAGGGCACCUGCAGAAGCAGAGAAAAAGCAAGCACAAGCUCAGAAAGGGCGUCUUCGGGGACAAGCCCUCGCUGCCUGAGUACAAGGUGGCCGCCAUCCGCAAGCCCCCCCUCAUCCUGCUGCAUUACGGGGCCUUCAAGGCGGGCUGGGACGGGCUCAUCCUGCUCGCCACCCUCUACGUGGCCGUCACCGUCCCCUACAGCGUCUGCGUGGGCGCUGGUAGUGAGGAGGGGCUGCCGGCCGCCCGCGGCCCCCCAAGCGCCUGCGACCUGUGCGUGGAAAUCCUCUUCAUGAUGGACAUCAUCCUCAACUUUCGCACCACCUUCGUCAGCAAGUCGGGGCAGGUGGUGCUGGAGCCCCGUGCCGUCGCUCACCAUUACCUGGCCAGCUGGUUCCUGCUCGACCUCGUGGCCGCGCUGCCUUUCGACCUGCUCGCCGCCUGCCAGGUCAAUGUGGUAAGAGCCAACUGCAGCGGGAGUUGGGGGCUGCUGGGGGGCCCCUCGCUGCGCAGUGCCUACAUCACCUCCCUCUACUUCGCCCUGAGCAGCCUGACCAGCGUGGGCUUCGGCAAUGUCUCCGCCAACACUGACACCGAAAAGAUUUUCUCCAUCUGCACCAUGCUGGUCGGGGCGCUAAUGCACGCGGUGGUCUUCGGCAACGUGACGGCCAUCAUCCAGCGGCUGUACGCCCGCCGGUUCCUGUACCACAGCCGCACCCGCGACCUGCACGACUACAUCCGCAUCCACCGCAUCCCCCAGCCCCUCAAGCGCCGCAUCCUCGAGUAUUUCCAGAGCACUUGGGCGGCCAACAACGGCAUCGACACGGCUGAGCUCCUGCAGAGCCUGCCCGAGGAGCUGCGGGCCGAUAUUGCCCUGCACCUGCACAAGGAGCUGCUGCAGCUUCCCCUCUUCGGGGCGGCCAGCCGGGGCUGCCUGCGCACCCUCUCCCUGGGGGUGCGCCCCGCUUUCUGCACCCCUGGCGAGCUCCUCAUCCGACGGGGCGAUGCGCUCCAGGCGCUCUACUUCCUCCGCUCCGGCUCCAUGGAGGUGCUGCGGGACGGCACCGUCCUCGCCAUCCUCGGGAAGGGGGACCUGAUCGGCUGCGACCUGGGGGGGUCCCGGCUGGCCCGGGCGGACGUGCGGGGGCUGACGUACUGUGCCCUGCAGAGCCUGGGGCUGCCGGCAUUGGCCGAGGGCCUGGCCCUCGACCCCGACUUCGCCCGCGCCUUCCGCCAGCAGCUCCCCCGCGAGCUCAGCUACGACCUAGGGGGUGCCCCCGAGGUGAGGUGA
This is a messenger RNA of Haliaeetus leucocephalus (bald eagle), 1818 nucleotides long. RefSeq names its product potassium voltage-gated channel, subfamily H (eag-related), member 3 (gene KCNH3). Gene Ontology annotation, molecular function: voltage-gated potassium channel activity. Gene Ontology annotation, biological process: regulation of membrane potential; potassium ion transmembrane transport. Gene Ontology annotation, cellular component: membrane. The transcript has 10 exons. The coding region runs from base 1 to 1818 and encodes 605 amino acids. NCBI's taxonomy places the organism in Eukaryota, Metazoa, Chordata, Aves, Accipitriformes, Accipitridae. The record is from RefSeq and is a predicted model, not a curated record.